Molecule: messenger RNA, 4424 nt
Organism: Porites lobata
Lineage: Eukaryota; Metazoa; Cnidaria; Anthozoa; Scleractinia; Poritidae
Source: the annotation of a GenBank genome assembly
AUGGCCAGGUUUAUUGCAAUCAUACUGACAUUAGUUAACUGUAUGCUUUUUGAGACAUCGGGACAGCUUAGCUGUAGUACAAAAGGUGUUGCGGGCUUAGCAGGGUGUGAAUGUAAUUUCUUCGGUGCUUGUGAUUUUCGUGGGAGAAUAAGGCCUGGCGUGGACAUAUUGAAGCACUCACCAAACGGUAUUGAACGGUACGCACAUAAAAAGGGUUCCUCUGGAAGAAACAUAGCUUUUUUAUGUGAAGGUAGUACGGUGGCAAUACUUUAUGACUGUAACAAUCGAAUACCACUUUAUGCAGCCACGGUAGUUAGCGGAGGCCAACUAUCGGCCAAAUUCGGCAAACGCCCAAGAGGAACCGGUGGUACAUUUCGACAAAGCGGGACAACACUGGAUUUAUAUUUUCAACAGGUCAAAAAUGACUAUGAUCAGGCUCUCAAUCAGGAAGUGAUAAUUUAUCAGACAAAAGGUGCAUCUGGGAUUGGCUUAAGUAUAAUAUUCGGAAGCAUGCUAUUUUGUUCUCGAAAAAGAGAGCCAAAGACCGAUCUGCUAUGGAAAAAAACUUACAACAAGUAUACGAGGAAGCGACUAAAAAAUUCGAACAGGACCCUUCCGACUCUAACCUAAAUACUCUAAAUGAAGCAAAAGAAAUUCUAGAAAGUUACUAUGAGGAAAAAACAAGGGGUGUAAUUAUUCGCGCAAGGGCACGAUGGCACGAGCAUGGCGAGAGAAGCACAAAAUAUUUUCUAAAUUUAGAAAAGCGUAAUCACGUCAAAAAACAUAUAAGAAAACUGCUAAUAAGUGGUUCCAUUACAUCUGAUCCUUUUGGGAUACUAAACGAACAAAAACGCUUUUACCAUAGCUUGUACAAAUCAAACGUAACAGAUGAGGAUAGGGAAAAUGGAGACGAAUUUUUAAAUAAUUUGAAUAUACCAAGAUUAUCAGAAGAACAAAAACAAUCUUGUGAGGGAGAAAUAUUUGUUGAAGAAAUUACAGCCAUCCUUAACAGUUUUGAGAAUAACAAAUCUCCUGGUAAUGAUGGAAUACCAAUAGAAUUUUACAAAAGUUGCUGGGAAUUAAUUAGUGAUCCUUUUAUGGAGUGUGUGAGAGAGUGUUUCGACCACGGUGAAAUGUCAAGCUCUCAAAGAAAAGCAAUCAUAACUCUGAUAGAAAAGCAACAUAAAGAUCGAACUCUCAUUGAAAAUUGGAGGCCAAUCUCUCUUAUUAACGUGGAUGCAAAAAUCAUCUCAAAAGUGAUUGCGUUAAGAUUAAAGAAAGUUCUACCGAAUAUCAUACAUCAUAAUCAAACAGGUUAUGUUGAAGAUCGCUAUAUUGGUGAGACUAUCCGAUCAAUUUUCGAUGUAAUGGAAUUUACAGACAGUAAGAAUAUUCCAGGUAUCUUGAUUUUCAUUGACUUUAAAAAGGCUUUCGACUCUUUAGAAUGGCAUUAUCUUUUCAGUUGCCUUGAGGCUUUUAAUUUUGGCCCCAAUUUUAUAAAUUGGGUCAAAAUGUUUUAUACAAAUAUUCAAAGCUGUGUAAUAAAUAAUGGAAUGGCAUCAGACUAUUUUACUUUAGAACGUGGUGUGAGGCAGGGUGAUCCUUUGUCCCCUUACCUCUUUAUCUUAGCUGUUGAAAGCUUGGCAAUCUCCAUUCGUCAAAAUGCUGAUAUCAAAGGAAUUAAAAUCGAAAAUUACGAAGCCAAGCUAUUGCAAUACGCAGACGAUACCACAGCAAUCCUGUCUGAUGAAAGUUCUGCAAAAACGUUAUUUCAAGAACUAGAAGUAUUUAAGAACUUCAGUGGGUUGGAGAUAAAUAGCUCUAAAACAGAAGGAAUGUGGAUUGGUUCGCUUAAAAGAAAAGAUGAAAAACCGUUUGGUAUUAAAUGGCCCAGUGAACCCAUAAAAGCUUUAGGAACCUUUUUACAUAUGACCAAUCAUUACUUUACGAAAAAAAACUUUCAAGAGAAAGUUGACAGCAUAAAGAAGCUGACAAAUAUAUGGUCAUCUAGAGGACUGUCCAUUUAUGGUAAAGUAACUAUAAUCAAAUCAUUACUUAUUCCAAAACUAGUUUUUAUAUCUUCGGUUCUUUCACCUCCAAGUAAAAUCAUCAAACAAGUGAAUAGUAUAAUUUUCUCCUUUUUAUGGAAUGGAAAGGAUAAAGUAACGAGGCUCUCUUCAAUAAACAGUUAUGAAGACGGUGGCAUAAAAAUGACAGAUAUUGAAAGCUUGGUCAAAGCUGUACGACUAGCUUGGCUAAAACGUGUUUUCAGCGAUAAUGAAAGUACGUGGAAAUUUUACUUGUUUCAUCUCCUACGUAGUGUUGGUGGUCUUUUACUUUUUAAAUGCAAUUAUGCAAUGAACGAUCUUUCAAUCAUCUCGGUUUUCUACAGAGAACUCUUAGAAUAUUGGUUAGAAUUUCGAAAUCUCUUUUUAGCUAACAAAGAACGGCUCUGUAUAAUUUGGAAUAACAAAGAUAUAAGAAUAGAUGGAAAACCAGUCUUUUAUAAAUCUUAUUAUGACUCGGGGAUAUGUAUUAUUAAAGAUCUCUUGUUCAAUCUCGACAAUAUAGAAUCCUUUAAUGCAAUCAAUAACAUAAUUGAGAAAGCUAAUUUUCUUACAUGGACAGGUCUCAGGCAUGCAAUUCCUUCUAUUCUGAAAACAAUAGAGUAUACUACCUUUACAGAAAAUACUUAUUUUACAAAGGGGAAUGAGAUUUUUGACAUAGCGGAAAAGAAAACGAAAGACUACUGCUCUUUAAUAAUAUCAAAUAAAGUACGAUUACCUAGUAAUGCAAGGAAUUUAGAACAUGAUUUUGGCUUACCUGACGAAGACUUACAACUGCUUACAACCCUCCCCACCCGACAGCACAGGAGCCUUACGUCAAAUCCUCUCAAUAUAAAGUUUUAAAUUCAAUACUUUACACUAAUACAAAACUUUUUAAAAUUGGAUAUCUCCAGCAUGACAAAUGUACUUUUUGCAAGACUGAACAGGAAACAUUAUGUCACUUUCUAUUUUACUGUCGGCACUCAAAUAUGUUGUGGAAAAAUGUUGAACAGUAUUAUUUAACAAUAACAAAGGAAUUUCACGGGUUGUGUUUACGAGAGGUUAUAAUUGGAAUAACGAUGUCAAAAUGCCCCUUGUUAAAUUAUCUGAUAUUAAUUGGUAAAUUGUAUUUAUGGGAUUGCAGAAAGAAACAGGUACUUCCAAACAUCGAAGGUUUCAAAUUUAAAGUAAGAAUUAAAUACCAAGUUGAAAAAUAUAUUUCCACUAAGAAUAAUAAAUUAGAAACCUUUUAUGAAAAAUGGCCAAAAGACAUUUCUCCCCUUUAAUUAAGUUCGUGAGUUUGUAAUUAAAAAUGUAAUCUUUUAUUAGACACUUUUUUUUUGUUUUUUUGUAUUUUUUAUUUUUGUAUGUGUGGUUAUGUUUUUGUUUUUAUUUCAGAGCGUACUGUAAAUAUUAAGUGUUAAUCUCUCUUUUAUCUACAUAAUUAAGUAUUAAUUAAUUCUUUGUAAAAUAAGCCUCAUUCGGCAAUUGCGCGGCUGUUUUGUGGCUGUUAUGUAUAUAAUUGUGAAAUGUAGAUAAUUGUAAGUAUGUCUGUUACUGCGGUUGUUUAGAACUUUGUAAUUAUUUUCUUUUUAAGUAGUUCUUUGUAAUUAUAGUAAUAAAUGUCUUGAAUAAAAAAAAAAAAAAUAAAAUAAAAAAAAAAAAAAAAAAAAAAAAAAAAAAAAAAAAAAGGCUCUCAAUCGAAAAAUUUACUAUAAAAUAAAGACACGAAGAAGUAUAAAACAGAUAAAAGACAAGGUUUGGUACGAAAAAUUGAACCCGACGCUAUUGUCGAACAAUGUUAAAGUUGCAGUGCACAGGGGACACAUGAUAGCAUCCCUGUACGGCAUAGGCGAUCUUGCGAAAAAGGUAAACACUUUCGUUUACACCAAUGCCAUUCCUCAGUUUGGCGUUUUCAAUUCAGGUCCAUGGAAAACCUGCGAAGGUAGGCUCAUUCGGUGGGGUCAAGUUUUUUGUUUAAGGGAGGGAACAGCAGAUGUGGUACGAAACGUUCAGAUGUUUAUUGUUGUUGGAGCGAUUCCGUCAACAUUUAACAACGGCCGCGAUCCCCUCAAAACAAGAUUCUUUGGCAACGGUGGAUUCAGUGACUACCAGGAUGAUACGAGUUUUCGUGUAAACGUUCCUUCAGCGAUGUGGACAGCUGCCUGCUGCACCUUUGAAUACAUCAAGGGCAGACGAACCUACUCCGUUACCAAGAAUACGGCAUUCUGGGGAAAAAACGUUCCAGGAAACGAUGAAUGUGAUAAAGUAUACGUGCAUAAGCUGGAAGAUAAGCUGACUCCGAAGGGAGAAACACAAAUAAACCUGUUCCCGUCCUCUAAAGAAUGCAGGAAUAUCCACAACUUUCAAGUAAUAUGA